UGCAGAAACGAGUAAAGGAUGGUUAGAGGAAGGUGAGCCAGUAGUGAGGAGCGAGUAGUUUCCACAGUGUUUUCCAGCUGAUCAAAGAUACUCGCGUGACCGCUCCUACUUAGGAUUCCUGUAGAAUAGCGAGACACGUGUUGUAGACCGAGAAAUAAACUCCAGUAGCUACCAAUUCAUUUUUAGUCUUUCUUCUACUUCUUUUUUUAACCAAACGUGCAAAACGCUUUAAAUGCAACGCUGUCUGAUCUAUGAGAAAGCCAUGGCAGCCGACACGAAGAACGGCGGGAGUUCGCUCAACAACAAUAACUGCAAAGACCACAGCAGGAGGAAGCUGCUGGUCGGAGUGGAUCUGUUCUGCCUGUUUUUAGCCGCCCUGCCUUUUUUGGUCAUUGAGACCAGCGCAGUUCAGCCUUACCAUAGAGGGUUUUACUGCGACGAUGAGUCCAUCAAGUAUCCGGCCAAAAACGGAGACACCAUUAGCGACGGUGUGCUUACCGCUGCUGGCAUUCUAAUCACCAUCCUCUCUAUUAUAAUUGGUGAGAGCUACAGGAUCUACUUUUUGAAUGAAGGCUCCAAGUCUUUUGUGGGGAACCCGUACAUUUCUGCUCUGUACAAGCAGGUCGGGGUGUUCAUCUUCGGCUGUGCAGUCAGCCAGUCCUUCACCGAUAUCGCCAAAGUGUCAGUGGGCCGUCUGCGUCCUCACUUUCUUGACGUGUGCGAUCCUGACUUCUCCACAAUCAACUGCUCUCUGGGCUACAUCACUGACUACCAGUGUCGGGGCCCGGAGAGCAAAGUUCAAGAGGCCAGGAGGUCUUUCUUCUCUGGACAUGCAUCCUUCUCCAUGUACACGAUGCUUUAUUUGGUGUUUUACCUCCAGUCUCGCUUUACUUGGCACGGAGCCCGUCUUCUUCGCCCUUUAACCCAGUUCACCCUCAUCAUGAUGUCUUUCUACACCGGCUUGUCCCGCGUGUCUGAUCACAAGCACCACCCCACUGACGUGCUGGCUGGUUUCGUACAAGGAGCCCUGGUGGCUUAUUGCAUAGUCUUCUUUGUGUCAGACUUGUUCAAGCCCAAAGGAAGACGCUCUACUUUGUCUUCAACCCCUCUGAAGAAAGAACUUGUUCCCGCCGUAGACAUCAGAGAGCGGAGCAACCACCUCAUCAUAGCAUAGAGAAGGCUGCAGAGUGACUGUAUAUAACCCUGACCUGUGCCUUUUUCUUUUUUCUUUUUAAAUCCUCACUACUACAGCCACUAGUCAAUACUGGAUAAUGGAAACUUCAAAGAUCUGGAAAAUGCAGACAGAUACGGAGUCUUGAACAUCUCACUGGAUGAGAAGACGCUGCGGAAAAACAGUUAAGCAACUUUAGCGUUCUGGAUGGAAAUUUGUCUUUAUUUCCCGUCCGAUUCACCAGACAAUCUCAGAGUGGAAAAGAGAGCUGAACUCCUUUUGAUUGAGAGAGCCUUGUCCCUGUUUUCUCUUAUGAAGAUUGCUGGAGGUGGCCAACUGUCAGCUUAGAAAUGGCAGCUGUAAACAAAGCUGUGUGCGGCUUUCUUGCCUCGGCUGCAUCUAUGAGUGCCGGGUGACACUCUACUCCUGCCACUUGCUCACUGUGUGACCUGUCCUAACAAACCAUGACAACCAAACAAAUUCCUUAAUUUCAGGAAGGAUGUUGUUUUCAUUUGGUUUGAUUGCAACAUAAGCAGUGUGUAUGAUUUAUAGCACUAAACUCAGUAUUCUUUGUCACCACUUGAAUGACAUGAAGUGAAGCUUUUGGAAAGCUUUGUAAGCUGUCGGGUUUUUAAAAAAAAAAAUGUGCACGAUGUAAUGUUGCUUAGAAGCUGCACAUAAGUAACAGUAGUUGGAAAGUACAGUGAAGGUGUAUGUUUUGGAUGUGGGCCUGUUUCUGCUGGGUAGGACAAGCCCCCACUGAGCCAUUUAAUGAAAUGCCUGUUGUAUGUACCAAACGGGUACUCACAAGUGUUAGAGGUGUGUGUGUGUGUGUGUGUGUGUGUGUGUGUGUGUGUGUGUGUGUGUGUGUGUGUGUGUGUGUGUGUGUGUGUGUGUGUGUGUGUGUGUGUGUGUGUGUGUGUGUGUGUGUGUGUGUGUGUGUGUGUGUGUGUGGCCUUUAUGGCCAGUGUACCUUAAUGUCAAGUUUAUAUAUCUCAGUGUUUAUAGCCUACUCUCCAGCCAGAGAACAAGCACCUGCUCCAACCGACACAUGUAACUCAAAACAGGAGCACUGUUGGGUGCAGGGGUUGCUGUACUAUUACUAAUUAUGGUGAUGAUUCCCAUGAUGACAAAUCCUGUGAUGUAUUGGAUUCUAUACAGGUGUGUGGGUGUGUGUGUGUGUGUUCAGUAAAUCUACUGUAUAUGCAAACAUACACCUAAAAACAACAAGACAUGCACUCAUAGAGCAGCAGCUACCCGUUUCAGUACCAAAGCACAAUUUAGUCAUUAUUUUCAGCACAUUGUAAAUGUGUAAUAACUCAGUCUUGUAAAGUAAUACAAAAGGGCUAGCAACAAGCUAGGGCUAGCUCUGCAUUAUAUAAUAGACGACCGUUUUAUAAUGAUGUCAGUAUAUUUGUAUGUUUUUAAUGUAAUUACCUAGCACAAUGAUAACUGUAACCACUGGGUGAAAUAUCAAAAUGUCAUCCUGACUCGACGGAGUUGAAACUUUAAUCUGACGUGUUUAUAAACGUACUUUAUAUAGAAUCUGAGCAUUCUUGUAUAUAUUUUUUAUUUUUUCCCCCCCACAUGUUGUUUCAUGCUGCGCUGUGCGUGUGUACAGCAGGCAUUUUGGUGAAAUGUCCACUAUGACUCUGACACCUGUGUAAAUGGAAUACGAGCUUCUUGAAGAGGCAGAGCAUGAAUAUUAAGUUUUAUAAAAAACAAAGCUCUCUAAGCAGACAGCUUCAGUACUUUUUUUUUUAAAGAGUUUGAGUAUUUUUGUAAUUUUGUGAAAUUUUGUACAAUGAAACUUUGUGACUAUAUCAAAAAUAAAAAUGUCUUUAAUAAAACGCCUAAAACCAA
Molecule: messenger RNA, 3034 nt
Organism: Oreochromis aureus
Lineage: Eukaryota; Metazoa; Chordata; Actinopteri; Cichliformes; Cichlidae
Product: phospholipid phosphatase 3-like
Exons: 6
Coding region: 233-1174 (313 amino acids)
Biological process (GO): phospholipid metabolic process; canonical Wnt signaling pathway; phospholipid dephosphorylation
Molecular function (GO): phosphatidate phosphatase activity
Source: RefSeq, a predicted model, not a curated record